AUGCGUUGUAUCAGGGCUUCAUCGGCCGUCCGCGUGGCCUCCAAGCCAAGCAGCUUCAUCUCACUAUCUUCUCCAGUUGCUUCAUCUCGUAGAGUUCUUUCUACAACAUCAUCCACACUUUUGUCCUGGCCUACCUCCCACACCAAAAUCGCCAAUCCUUCACCAACUCAUAACUUCAUCGAUAACACCUUCAAAUCGUCAUCAGCCAGCAACUGGAUCGACGUCCACGACCCAGCCACGAACAACGUCGUGACACGCGUACCAGAGAGCACGGAUGAGGAACUUAAGGCCGCGGUCGAGAGUGCCCAGCGCGCGUUUCCAGAUUGGAAGGCGACGAGCAUUCUGAAACGCCAACAAAUCAUGUUCAACUUCGUAAACUUGAUUCGAAGAGAUUGGGAUCGGCUUGCCGCUUCAAUCACGCUUGAGCAAGGCAAAACUUUCGCUGAUGCGCGAGGGGACGUUCUACGCGGCUUACAAGUCGCUGAGACGGCGUGUGGCAUUACUACACAGAUCACUGGCGAUGUCCUUGAGGUAGCCAAGGAUAUGGAGACACGGAGUUAUCGCGAGCCUCUUGGUGUUGUUGCUGCUAUUUGCCCUUUCAACUUCCCUGCUAUGAUUCCUCUAUGGUCGAUUCCAAUUGCUACGAUUACUGGCAACACUCUGGUUCUCAAACCAUCCGAAAGAGAUCCCGGCGCUGCUAUGAUUCUCGCAGAACUAGCCAAGGAAGCUGGCUUCCCCGACGGUGUUAUCAACAUCAUUCACGGCACGCACCGCGCAGUCAACUUUAUCCUCGACGAGCCAGCAAUCAAGGCUGUUAGCUUUGUCGGUGGCAACAAGGCUGGCAAAUACAUCUACACUCGUGGAUCAGCCAACGGGAAGAGAGUGCAAGCUAAUCUUGGCGCGAAAAACCAUGCUGUUGUUCUUCCCGACAGCAACAAACAACGGACCAUCGACGCGAUUUCCGGCGCUGCAUUUGGUGCAGCGGGUCAGCGGUGCAUGGCACUCUCUGCCCUGGUUCUUACUGGUCGUGAGACACAUUCCUGGGUUGAUGACCUUGUUGAAAACGCAAAACAGCUCAAGGUUGAUGGAGGUUUCGAAGACGGCGCUGACUUGGGCCCCGUAAUUAGUCCUCAGAGUCUUGCCCGGAUAGAAGCUCUUAUCGAGAGUGCGGAACAAGAAGGCGCUAAGAUUGUGCUGGAUGGCCGCGGCUACCGCCCUAACAAGUAUCCUAAUGGCAAUUUCUUGGGUCCUACAAUCAUUACUGGCGUCAAGCCUCACAUGAGGUGCUACAGGGAGGAGAUAUUUGGGCCUGUGUUGGUGUGUCUCGAGGCCGAGACCUUGGCUGAAGCUACUCAACUUGUCAACGACAAUCCUUACGGCAAUGGUGUCGCUCUUUUCACCAACUCAGGAGCAGCUGCCUCUUGGUUCCAGAAGAACGUUGAGGCUGGACAGCUCGGCAUAAAUGUUCCGAUCCCAGUGCCUCUGCCCAUGUUUAGCUUCACAGGAAACAAGGCAAGCAUCGCCGGCGGUGGUGUCAACACAUUCUACGGCAAGGCUGGUCUGAACUUCUACUUGCAGACAAAAACAGUCACAAGCCUCUGGAAGCUAGAAGAUGAGGAGGCUAGUAAUGCAAGCGUGGUGAUGCCAACCCAAAACUAG
Messenger RNA from Colletotrichum godetiae, 1659 nucleotides. Its product is annotated as Aldehyde/histidinol dehydrogenase. Gene Ontology annotation, biological process: thymine catabolic process; L-valine catabolic process. Lineage: Eukaryota; Fungi; Ascomycota; Sordariomycetes; Glomerellales; Glomerellaceae. Gene Ontology annotation, molecular function: methylmalonate-semialdehyde dehydrogenase (acylating, NAD+) activity; malonate-semialdehyde dehydrogenase (acetylating, [NAD(P)+]) activity. The transcript is spliced from 2 exons. The record is from RefSeq and is a predicted model, not a curated record. Gene Ontology annotation, cellular component: mitochondrion. The coding region runs from base 1 to 1659 and encodes 552 amino acids.